Messenger RNA from Cervus elaphus (red deer), 1648 nucleotides. RefSeq names its product dynein axonemal assembly factor 8 (gene DNAAF8). Gene Ontology annotation, molecular function: dynein complex binding. The record is from RefSeq and is a predicted model, not a curated record. Gene Ontology annotation, cellular component: dynein axonemal particle. Lineage: Eukaryota; Metazoa; Chordata; Mammalia; Artiodactyla; Cervidae. The transcript is spliced from 10 exons. Bases 132 to 1631 code for a protein of 499 amino acids.
GGCUAACGGGCUGCAGCCAAGAAACGGACGUGGAGGCGCGGUCAGGAUUCUGCCGGACUGGGGCUGCUGCUUCGUGUAGUCUUCGGCAGUCCGUUCGGCUCCUUGGAUGAUGGUACGCUGAGCGGCAUCACAUGGCAUCUCAUGAUGAAGAUUGGCGGCCCUCACUGCCCAGCCCCUGGGACGCCAUCCUAGAGGCCGUCAAGGAUCAGCUCCCGUCUCUGGACUCGGAUUCCUCCUCGUCAGACCAUGAGGAUGAGGAGCUGUUCAUCUUCCAGCGAAAUCAAACCGCCCUGAUUCCAGACUUGACAGAGGAACUGGCCGACGACCCCGCUGGGGCCUGGAUCACUUCCUCUGGGUCUCCUCCUGAGACAGCUGUGGUGCCUGUAGAAUCCGCCGUGGAGCCCUGGGGCGAGUGGAACGCAUGGCCCCGGCCCCAGGAGUCGGCCCCUCUGGAAGGAAGGGCCCCCGGCAAGAGUAGCUCUCUUCUCAGGAUGUCUGCAGAGAUCCCCCCACAGCAGCUUGAUGAUGCGGGUGGGACCCUCAAUACCAGUGGGUCACAGAGUCCUCGCCAGGGGCCUCAGGGAGAGGCCACCUGCUCCCCUCUGGAAGCAGGCCUGCAGACAGAGCCCCCAGGCGCGGCCUCACGGGCCCAGGAAGGCUCAGACGCUGCCAACCGCAGAGCCCUGCGGAGGGAGAGGAGGAAGAUGAUCGAGAAAGACAUCCUCCACAAAGUCACUUGGGAUGGCCGGGACCCAGCCUGCUCUGACGCGAGCCAAGGGAAGGAAAAGGCCUGCGACGCUGUGGGUGUGCCUUCAGAGGAGCCCCCGGGGCAUCUGCCUGUGCUUUCCCUUCAGGAACUUGAAGAGUGGGAUUUGGAUCAAGUCCUUCUGAGUCUGACUGGGCGAGAAGAGGACCGGGGCGAUGGUGCUCCUAGAGCUGCGUGGUGGGCUGCUGACCGCCUCCAGGGCCAAGACCACACCGCGCCCAGCACCCAGGACCGGCUCAUGGAACGCCUCAGCCUCCUGUGCUCCAGGCAGUCCAGAGCCGCCGCCUCUGCUCGGAGAGUGCCUGCUGACAUGCCCUGGGAAGCCCGGCCCCAGGAAGCCGGAAGCAGAUGUGCUUCCAGGGAGCUGGGCGCCCAGGACGCGCGGCUGAGGAACCCGGUGGAGCCUCCCACCAUAUUCAUUGACCUGCGGCCGACAAAGACAUCGGACCAGAGACCCUCGGAGAGCUCCAGCUCCUACUCCAGCUCCUCUGACAGCGAGGAGGCGGAAGAAGAGACAGCAGCUCAAAGAGACACGCAGGGCCCAGCCAGGCUACGGGACUGCACGGGGAAGAGUCGGCUCCUCCAGCAGCUCAGGGCAUCUCGGGAGGCGGCGGCGCGGCCUCAGCUGCCCGCCGGCGAGAGGCCUGUCAGUCAGGGGGCUCAGGCCCCUGGAGAUCCGGCCGGGUCCAGCCCUGGGGUGAAGCAGCACGGAACGCUCUGGGCCGAGAGGGGCACACAGGCCAGACCCGCAGGGCACAGGGACCCCCCAACUGGGGCUCUGCUGCAGCCCUCUGCUGGAGUUCAGUCAGAACAUCUUCACGCGCUGACAGCAAGGACGCAGUGCAGACCUGUACAUACAGCAUGACACGUCACCUGGGCCCA